Messenger RNA from Prunus armeniaca (apricot), 366 nucleotides. The record is from the annotation of a GenBank genome assembly. Lineage: Eukaryota; Viridiplantae; Streptophyta; Magnoliopsida; Rosales; Rosaceae.
AUGAUGCAGAGUCCAAGGUCUGUCCUUAAUAUCCCCUCAAUGGCUACCACCAGCAGCGCUAGCGUGAGUUUGAAGCUUCUGAUUGACACAAAAAGCCACAAGUUCUGUUUGCUGAAGCAAGCAAGGAAGUUGUUGAUUUCCUUUUUAAGUUUUCUGUCUUUGCAUGUUGCAACUGUUACUAGGCUCCUCUCAACGGAUGGUAUGGCGGGUUACUUAGGCAACGUUUACCAGAGUGCCGAAAGCCUUAGUGUCAACUCAUACUUGCCACUCAAUCUUAAGGACACCCUGCUCAAACCCAACCCAACAAUUUCUGCGGCCAAUAUCCUUCAAUUGCCAUUGCCGACCAAUAGACUAGAAUCUUUCUAA